Mollisia scopiformis is the source of this 168-nucleotide messenger RNA. RefSeq lists its product as uncharacterized. The transcript has 3 exons. The coding region runs from base 1 to 168 and encodes 55 amino acids. NCBI's taxonomy places the organism in Eukaryota, Fungi, Ascomycota, Leotiomycetes, Helotiales, Mollisiaceae. The record is from RefSeq and is a predicted model, not a curated record.
AUGCGUCCAAGUACAGUCAUCCUCCCAAUAUUCGCUUUCGCCAGCGGCGCUCUGGCACAAGGCACCUGCCCUGAAGGCACUACCCCAGUGGGCGAGUGUCCCCUUGGAAUCCCGUGCCCGCAACCGAACACUAUUUGUGUUAGUACGACAUGUUGCCAGUCAAAUUAG